AUGGUUAAAAAUACAACUUGUGAUAGAUGUGCUCAAACAGAAAAUGCUACACCAGAGCAAAAUGCACCUCAAGUAGGAAAUGCUAUACCGGAGCAAAAUCAAGUCCCAGUACCAAUUCCAGAAGGCAAUCUCAUAUCAUUUGACGAAAACCCACCAAUGCACCAGCCAAGAGAGGCAAGAGAACUGGCAGUUGACCCAGAGAUAGGACCUAGUACAAAGCGAAACAAAACUAUCCUGAUCUAUAAAAAUAUACCAAAUGGAAUCGAGUUUUAUGAUAAAAAAAGAAAAUGGUAUGGAGUUAAAGAAGAUUUUCAUACAUUAUCUAACAAGUAUUAUUUUAUUAAAGCAGAUAAUAGUGAAACCAUUGUAGAAGCAUAUAAAAGAAUUAAUGAAGAAUCAGAAGCUAUAGCAGAAAAAACAAAUGGACAGGUUGAUAUGUGGAAAUCUGGAAGUUAUACUUUGACAAGUUUAAAACUUUUUCAAGAAACAACUUUAGCACUGAACAGAAGUGGAAAAAUCGAUGAGAAAGAAAAUGUAUGGUUAAAUUUAGCAACAAUUGGUGUUUUAGUAUUUGCAGAGAAAUAUGAAGGAGAAGCUAUUCAAUAUGACAUAAAUUCAAUGUAUAUAUAUGAAAUGUUAAAGAAAGAAGCAUCAUGGCCAAUUGCUAUAGGUAAGUUUCAUACUAUAGACAUAUCUUUAGUGGAAAAAUGGAAUAAAUUUCCAUAUGGAAUUUUUAAAGCAACAAUAGAAGGAAAUCCUCCGAAGAAAAGCUUGCAAUGCACUAGAUAUUUACAAUAUAAUCCACAUGGAAUUUAUACACAUUUUGAUUUAGAGUGUGCCAAAAGAAAUGGUUUAAAAAUAUAUUUAUUAGAUGAAUCACCAAAUGCACUUAUAUACAAAAAAAAUACCUGUAUUAGUGGAAGUGAUAUGUUCGGUAAAUGGGGAAAUAUAUUAUACAACAUUAAAAAAGAAGGCAGAACAGCUGGAAAAGUAAGUAAAGCAUUAUUAGUUUCAUUAUGGGGUGUCCUAUGUGAGCAAAGAAAUGGACAAAAUUAUGGUUUACAUCCACGAAUAAAACCAUUCUUAUUAGCAUCUGCACGAAAAAGAAUAUCAGAAAUUGUGAAGCCACUAGGAGAUCAAGUAAAAUGUAUACAUACAGAUGGCUUUAUUAUAGCUGGAAAAGUAGAACUUAAAACAGGAAUAGAAAUGGGUGAGCUAAAAUUCGAGAAAAGAGGAGUUUGUGAAGUAAAAAAUUGUAUAUCAGUUACAUGGAAACCAUCAUAUCCAGAAAUUCCAAAUUUGACUAUUUUCGAAGAAAAAGAGCUUUGCACUACAAAUAGUUUAUUAGAUUUUGGAAAAAUACAAGAUAAAGAGCAGAAUACAAAGUUAGAUAGAGAGUAUCCUGUUUCACAGACAGUAAAAAGGAAACCACUAAAAAGGUCUGAUAUAAAUCUUCCAAAUGAAAUUAUAAUAGAAAUAUUUCAACAUUUACGAACACAAAAUGAUAUGUUAUGUACUAAUAAUGAAUUAUUAUCAUCAGUUUUAUAUGUUAAUGAACAAUGGAAUGAAUGUGCAACAUAUUUAAUAUGGAGAAGAAUUACAUUAUAUAGAUACAAUAUUAUAAAAUUUGUAGAAUUGGUAAAAAAGAAACCAUUACCGAAUGAAUUUCUAUUAGAAGACAUUGUAGGUAUAAGCCAAGAUAUAAUAACUAUAUCAUUUAAGGAUUGUGGUUGGGGAUUUCUUAACAAUAGUUCACUAAAAAUGACAUUGGAUACAUGCAAGAAUCUAAAGCAUAUAUUUAUCUAUGGAAGUAAUAGAAUAGCACCAAAAACUAUCAUAAGUAUACCAGAAAAAUGUACAAAACAAUCUAUACUAGUAGAAGUUGACUUACAAAGUGAAGAUGAUAUAGCAUCUCAAAUUGUAGAAGAUAUAUUCGAUGAAGACUAUAAGUAUAAACCAAGUAUGACAGACAAUAGUUCAAGUUUAAUAAAUGAGCAGGACCCAGAGUUAACAAUGCAGGAAGCUAUUACAUGGAAAAUGAUUGAAUCAGCACAAAUUAAAAUAAUAAAAGAAGCCUUUCGUCUUCGAUAUAGAAAAGAUAGUAAGCUUAUUAGUGAAUAUGCUGGAUAUGUAAAAAAUUUGCGUAAUGCUGAAAACCAAGAUGAGUAUAUAAAAUAUACAGCUAUAACACUAUUUCCAAAUGAAGAAGCAUAUAAUAAAAGAAUGUCGAGAUAUAGAAAAUGGUAUCAAGGUAAAAAGGAGCUACUUACCAGUGUAGAAGAAUUAUAUAAUCUUUAUUAUAAGCUAUCCAAAAAAGAUAGGCCUAUGACUGAAACAGAAAUUGAUGAAGCUGUUGAAGACAUACUUAUAGACGAGUAG
Molecule: messenger RNA, 2379 nt
Organism: Entrophospora candida
Lineage: Eukaryota; Fungi; Glomeromycota; Glomeromycetes; Entrophosporales; Entrophosporaceae
Source: the annotation of a GenBank genome assembly